Messenger RNA from Paramecium pentaurelia, 2117 nucleotides. The record is from the annotation of a GenBank genome assembly. Lineage: Eukaryota; Ciliophora; Oligohymenophorea; Peniculida; Parameciidae.
AUGUAAAUUAAUAGGAAUCAAUUCAUUAAAGUAUUUGACUUUGAAAAUUAUAUAUAAGUUUUUAGUUGCUUCUGAUAAUCAUCUUGGAGCAAAUGAAAAUGUGGGACCAAAAUCUAAUAGAUAUUAAGAUGCUUUUGAUGCUUUUGAAGAAGUCCUUUUAAUAGCUUCACAAUAAAAUGUAGAUUUUGUUAUAUUGGGAGGGUAUGAGUUCUAUUUAAAAAUAAGGGAUUUAUUUCAUGAGAAACAUCCAACAGAACAUUGUUUACUUAAAUGUGUUGAUAUUCUAUAAAGACAUGUAUUUGGAGAUAAUUUUGGAGGAAUUUAAAUGGAAGUCAAUUCACUCAAUUAUUAACCUAAUUUUAGUUGUUCUAAUUUUAAUGUACAAUUACCUAUCUUUAUUAUAAAUGGUAAUCAUGAUGAUAUAGUUACUGAAAGAAAUGAAAGUGUUUCCAUUUUAGAUAUUCUUCAUGAAUCUAAAUAUUUAAAUUAUAUUGGAAAAAUCACUGAUUAAUCAAAUGUUUGUAUAAAACCUAUUGUUCUUGUUAAGAAUAAUUAAAAGAUUGCACUCUAUGGUUUAGGUUAUAUGAAAGAUUAUUAAUUAUAUAAAAUAAUUAAUGAUGGGAAAUUGGUAUUAGAUUAAUUAGAUGAAAAUAAUUUUAAUAUUCUAAUUAUUCAUUAAAAUAAAUAUAAGGGUAAUCAUUUUUAAGAUGAAAAGAAUUUUAUAGAUCCAAUUUAUUUUAAAAAUUAUAAAAUUGAUCUAUUGAUUUGGGGUCAUGAACAUGAAGCGUAAAAAUUAAAUUGAUUUUAUUAUAGAAUAUAUACUUUAGAUACAUGUGAACAUUUUUAAGUAUUUUAUCCAGGAAGUACUGUUGCAACAUCAAUAAUUGAAUAUGAAUCUUUAAUUAAAUAAGCAGGAUUAUUUACACUUACAAAGAAUCAAAUGAAAUUUGAAAGCAUUAAACUUGAAAAUAGUUAUAGACCUAUGAUUUAUAAGAAUAUUGAAUUAAAUGAAUUAAUAAAAUCAGCUGAAAAUAAUUUAAAUAUUAAUAAUUAGGAAAUAGCUGAAAAAUUAUUAUUUGAUUUUGUUGAAAAAGAAUUAAUUAAUUAUUAUUCAACUAGUUAAUAUAGAUAGAAAAAACCAUUAUUAAGAAUUAAAGUAGAGUAUUCUGGAUUUGAAAUAAUGAGAAUGAGAUAUAUUGAAACUAAAUUUGCAGAUAGAGUAUCAAAUCCAGAUUAAAUAUUUAAAUUUUGGGAGAAGAAAUCAAAUCUAUAAGCUUAAAUAUAAAAACGAAAAGAAUAAGCUAAUUAACUUAAUUAAUAAUUUGAUAAUAUUUUAAGAAGUAAAGUAGAAAUUAAUUCUCAAAAUUAAACUAUGAUGAAUGAAUUUUCAAAUAUGGUAAUUAUAGAUUUCAUAUUUUAAGUUAUCAUAAAAGUUGUAUUAAUAAAACUUUUAAAUAAUAGAAUAAGGAGAUUUCUUAAACAUUCUUGAUAACUUUUUAUCAUCAACUAAUAAGGAAAAGUCUAAUUUAUUUAAUGAUUUAUAUCCAAAGACAAUUGAGAAAUUUAAAGAUAAUAUUAUACCUUAAUAUAAUAAUAGAAUAUUAUAAAUUGUGAAAAAGUAAAAAGAAUAUCAAGAGUCUCUUAUUUUUUAAAUACGUGAUGCAAUUAUUAAAAAUUUUGAAGGUAAAACAAAAUAUGAAUAACUUUAUUGUACUGAUUUUGGAUUUGAUAUAAGCUAAAUGUUUACUAAAUUUUAGGAAGAUUUUAGAAUUGAUACAAAUAAGAUUAAUUUAAAUUAAGUGAGUAAAUAGAAUGCUUCUUUUUAAACAAUGCCUUCAAAAUAAAUUUAAUUUUAGAAAUAAGAAAAUCAUUUAUAAUCUCCAAUUAUAAUAGAGGAUGACUCUAUUCCUAAGAAUGGUUAGACAUAAAUAAGUAUAUUUGGUUAAGAUGAAUAAGAGGAUGAAGAUUUUGAAGAAAAAAAAGAUAAAAAAGGAAAGAAAGGACCUAAAAAGAGAUAACCUAUAAAAAAAGAAGAUGAUGUUGUAAUUUUGAAUAAAAAGUAAAAAUAAAAAAUAGAAUUGUAACCUUAUAAAAUGGGAAUGAAUAAAUUAUUCUGA